AUGUACUGUGACCUUUGCCAAACCAGAAAACUUCGCAGAGAGUUUCCUGCAAAUGCCAUUACGGAUAACUGUGAACAUGCGCCCCUGCAUUGCCUCAGAGUGAGUAAAAGCAACAGUUCCAUUCACAAUUAGAGCGAUUUUCGUAUGACCUUGAAAAAUGGUUUCGAUAAGUGUUCGUUAUUUGUUUUAGCAGCCAAUCGAUGAAAUGAUCAAAACAAAAACCUAAUAUGGAGAAGGCAUUGUUCGAUUGGCCAAUAGUUUUGUUGCAUUAUGACGUCAAAGCGAAGUAUCUUUCCGUUCGUUUAUUGUUUCCAUUUUGUUCGCGUUUUUUCACUUCAAGAUCAUACGAAAAUCGCUCUAACACUUUACUGAUGUUUGUGUGAAUAGUACAACACUAAUGUCAAGAGAUUAUAGUAGGACAGUGUCCUGUUAUGAUCUCUUGCUAAUCGGGUUUAGUGCUUCUAGCCUGUCUGCACCAAUGUGUUUUCUGUCAGUUGCGUCUUGGCCUUGCGUCCACAUUCAUAUCAACGGUGAAAAAAAAUACAAGGUUUACGGGAAACUUGUUUCAUGCAUUGAGAGGCUAUAGUGGCUGCAACUACUGAUCUCCUCAAGGAGUGUUUGUUUUGUUUUUAUUUGUUCGUUUGUUUGUUUGUUUUUUAUUUUAUGAAGUGAUUUGAAAGUAAGAACAGCUUUUUUUCCUUUCAGUGUGUAACAAGGCACGUUCAGAAGUUUCAUAAGUGUUCUCAGUGCCCUCAAGCCGUAACAAUGGACAACCCACACUAUACUGAAUGCUUAGCCACACUCGAGAAUCUGUUUCCAAAACUCAAUGUGUCUUCUGCUCCUGAAGAUACCGACUGGCCAUCCGCGGAAGGCGAAAAAACGAUAUCUGUUGUAAUGUUGGGUGGGGACAGUACUGUUUUACAGUACCAACCACAUUUGACAAUUCUAUCGCUGAAGGAUUUCGUAAAAAGAAGGCUUGGUCCAGAUCCAGACAAACAACGCCUGCUACACAAAGAACAAGAGCUUAAGGUAUGAACCCGCGUGCCGGGUUACUAAACAUUAAGACUAUACCACAUAUGUGAAUGUCUACACUACGUAUACCAGCUAUAGCUUAUGUGUCGACAUUUACAAUCCUCUGGCCUCCUGGUAUAAACGCUUUUCCGCACUACCACGAGGAGGGGCGGAGAAACCCUUAUCCGAUAUGUGAUGAUCACUUUCAAGAUCAGCGAGACGCAGCUUCUCUCCGUCAUAGAAACCGUCCUAAAGCACUAUUCGUAUGUGUGAAGCAAAGCCUAUGGUUUUCGUGCCCGAGCAACAGCUAUCUGGUAAACUAUGCAAUUGUAGGCUUUUGAUGUGCAACGGGGACAGCAAUCGGCGAAGGUUAAAAAAUCAGUAGGUUUGAAUGAGUAUAACAAGGACUUUUCACGUGUGUCAAACAUUUUGGUUUAUUUCUUUACCGACAGUACUUGACAAUGACAAUAAAUUUUCUGACAGGAGUGGACAGGGCGUACACACAAGUCGUCCAAUAAUUUGUAACUCUGUUUUGCUGAGCCUGAAACUUUUGACAAUGCAAAAUGUCUGGGUUAUUUAUGAAAUAAUGAUGAUAGCAACAGUUCAGCAAACUGAGUUUGAGCAGAGCAGAGCUUCAUUUGUAUUGUAAAUAAUGACUCAGUCCUAUCAUUUCAUGGCGAAACAUUUCCCUCCUUUUAUACUCAACUCUCUCACUUUCACAGCUGUUUUUGAUUCAGUUUUGUCAGAAACUCAUUAGUUUGAAAUGUGUAACUCGCGUUCAAUGCGAGUGAAUACUCAUUUUUCUCAGUAUUUGGAAACCCUCGCAAAAGUAAAAGGUUUAACAACAGCUUUGCACGUGCAUUACGCUUUUUGUACAUUUCUUUGCCGUCACUGUACCACUACCAGGACUACGACGAGAUACAACGUAAAAGUGCCUAAUUUCACGGUUUGUGGUGGGCGAAAACACAAGACAACGACUUUAUUUUUCUUUCCCGUAAUUCGGUACAUACUUAAGAAUUCAACUCCAGAAAAAGUUUCCUAACAUUUGACGGACUGAAUGAGAUGGUAUAAGAGCGAUAGCGAUAUUAACUAAAGUUUGAAGCAGCGCGAUUUCACUUUUUAAGUGACGUUUUCGUAGCCGUUGCCGUUCUUGUUGCUAGCGCUCCCUAUUUUUUGAGCGGGCCGGUAACGUGGAGUAAAAUUACGUCACGUCGAUUACAAAGUUUGAUUUAUCAGUAUGUUUUCUUCUCGUUCAAAAUAAAAUACUUGCGAAAAUGAUUAUUCGCCAUUAUCGGACAAAGCAAAAAUAUAAGAGUUACACCUUUCAACCCCUUGUGAGUGUUUUUCUGGUUUUGUCUCUCACUAUAAUAUCAUUCCAGAUUCACACAAGCACUGGCAAACAGGCCACUUUACAAGAUUAUGGUAUCCAGCCAUUCAGUACUCUGCAUCUCAUCGUGGUGUUGUACGAGAUCUCCGAGUCUCUUGAUCAUGUGAUUUUUGACUUGUUCUGGGGCUAUCCAACGAGAGGGAUAGAUUAUUUAGAUGCGUCUGUGCUUAUCUACAGUGAGAACUAUUUUCAGGGGUUAGUAGACUGGUCUCAUCGUGGUUUCCUUGGAGUUACUCACUCUGGCGAUGUAAUGGAUAACGCCAAGCGAAUUGGCCACCAUACUAUACAUGUGAAGCUGAAAAGUUUGCCUUCUUCCGUCGACAAGCUGUUCUUCACGCUGAGUGCUUGGAGCUCACCAAACAUCUCCAAGUACAAAAAUCCCAGCUUGCGCUUCUUUGACGCCAAAGAGCCCAACAAGCAGCUUUGCAGUGACCAAAUGCAACACGCAGCUUAUUCCCAGGCCAUUAUCAUGUGCAGUCUGUGUAAGAUAAACCACAGAUGGAAAGUCUUUAGUUUACGCACGCUGUCCGCGGGAAAUGCAUCGAAUUAUUCCCCAUUGCAACAAACGAUUGGUGGGAUUAUUGACCAAGGAUUGUGUUAG
Porites evermanni is the source of this 2999-nucleotide messenger RNA. The record is from the annotation of a GenBank genome assembly. Lineage: Eukaryota; Metazoa; Cnidaria; Anthozoa; Scleractinia; Poritidae.